Messenger RNA from Episyrphus balteatus (marmalade hoverfly), 581 nucleotides. RefSeq names its product c-Myc-binding protein homolog. NCBI's taxonomy places the organism in Eukaryota, Metazoa, Arthropoda, Insecta, Diptera, Syrphidae. Gene Ontology annotation, biological process: regulation of DNA-templated transcription. Gene Ontology annotation, molecular function: transcription coactivator activity. Gene Ontology annotation, cellular component: nucleus. The coding region runs from base 111 to 398 and encodes 95 amino acids. The record is from RefSeq and is a predicted model, not a curated record. The transcript is spliced from 2 exons.
GCCCAAAGAAAAAACUAUGACGUCACACGUUUAUCAUCUUUCGCAUGAAGUAUUUUUUUACAUUUGUACUUAACGGCACAUCAACAAUUGAAUAAUUUCUAGUUAAAAUAAUGGCUUUUAAACCUAUUGAACCUAAACGAGAUGAAUUUCGUCGCUAUCUUGAAAGUUGCGGAACGAUCGAAGCACUUACAAAGGUGUUCUCUAAAUUGCUUGACGAAGAAAUUGAACCCGAAGAACCGUUGGAAUUUAUAAAACAAAAUCUCGGUGGCUCGCUUCUUCAAGCCCACAAAAUUGAAUACCUUAAUUCUGAAUUGAAAGAUGCCAGGAAAGAAGUUGGUGAAUUAAAAAAUAUUUUGGACAUGAAAAAAGCUCAGUUUAAAAAGAAUAAAUUAAAAUAAAAAAAAAAAACACAUCUCCCAAUUUAUAUUAUGUCCAGACUUCACCAUACCUGGUAUGUAUUUUUGAGUUGUCCAUUAACCAAAGUACUUGUAAAAAAAAACAACAGUCGCAUUUAUUUUAUCUUUUAGCUAGACUAAAAGUUUGAUAUAUUCUCAUAAAAAUAAAUAAAAUAAUAAACCAUA